Messenger RNA from Papaver somniferum (opium poppy), 1003 nucleotides. RefSeq names its product probable nucleolar protein 5-2. The transcript is spliced from 5 exons. Lineage: Eukaryota; Viridiplantae; Streptophyta; Magnoliopsida; Ranunculales; Papaveraceae. Gene Ontology annotation, molecular function: snoRNA binding. The record is from RefSeq and is a predicted model, not a curated record. Gene Ontology annotation, cellular component: box C/D methylation guide snoRNP complex; small-subunit processome. The coding region runs from base 74 to 1003 and encodes 309 amino acids.
CUCAUAUCUUUCGUAGAAGAAGUUUGCGAACAGAAGAUUCAGUAAAUUGAUUGUCGUGCAUAACAACUCCGCGAUGGAGAUGAUGAGGUCUAUCGUAAGGCGGUUGAUAGGAAUUUUUUCAUCGGGGCCUGCUGUUCAAGAUUCAACUCCUAAUAAGAGUUUGGAUGUGUCUCAGAGGAUGGAUGGACCUACGGAAAAGGUGGAUGCCAAGUUCAUCGAGGCUGUACGUUUAUUCGAUGAGCUUGACAAAAUGGUUAGUAAGUAUGGAACGACGGUGUGGAAUUUGUACGAUGAUCACUUUCCAGAGCUUGCAAACAUUGUAUCAGACAAUGUCAUGUAUGCCAAAGUAGUGAAGUUGAUGGGAAACCGAACAAAUGCUGCAACUCUUGAUUUUAGUAAGAUCCUAUCUGAAGAGCUUGGGACUAAAUUGAAAGAGGCAGCAGCGGUAUCCAUUGGAUGUGAGCUCAAUGAACUUGAUCUCAUAAAUAUCAAUGGGCUCUGUGACCAAGUGUUGUCUCUUUCCGAGUCUAGGGAUCAGCUCUAUGAAGACUUGAAAACGAAAAUGAACACCAUUGCUCCAAAUCUUACUGCUCUUGCUGGCGAUCUUGUUGGAGCACGACUCAUUGCUCAUGCUGGUGGCACGCUGAACCUUGUUACACAACCUGGAAGCACAAUUCAGGUAUACGGUGCAGAGAAGGCAUUCCGCAGAGCUCGAAAGAGAAACGAUGCUACACCCAAAUACGGGAAUAUCAUUUAUAACUCUCCUUUGAUUAGUAAAGCUGUCCCUAAAUUCAAGGGAAAGAUGGCUAGAACUCUGGCAGCCAAGAUUGCAUUGGCCAUCAGAUAUGAUGUUUUGGGAGACCCUCAAGAUAACACCAUGGGUCUGGAGACUCGUAACAAGCUUGAAGAAAGGUUGAGAAGUCUCGAGGGUAGAUCGGGUAGAGCGAUGCCUCGUCCUAUAGAGGUUGGAUUUUUUGCCUCAGUUUCUACUUUAUUACUUUAG